GACAAACAAUUUCCAUGUUUGUGCGUCGCAGUUUCUCUCCAUCUUCUCAUACUAAUUGAAAAUCUUUUCCCUGUUUAAAAACCCUAGACAGGGAAGAUUUUCAUAAGGUCUCUUGGCUUAGCUCGUUUUCUUCGAUUCUUCUUUAUCUUUUUGAGGGAAAACUUUUGAAUUCUCGAAGCGCUUCGAUUUCGCUAGGAUUUCAAGGUAAGAUUUUGAUCUCUCAUACUCUGUCUCUCUCUCUUGUCAAAUUGUUUUCUUAUCCCAAUCCGUCUGGAUUCAAUGGAUCGGUGUUGUGAUUGAUGUUCCAUUGUUAAGGUUUUGGGAUUUUUAAGGCUACAUUUUGUUGCGAUUGAUGUGUGUUCCUAAAUUUAAUCGGUUAAAUUUCUUAAAUUUUAAUUUUUUUAUUCGAUCAUCGCUUGAUCAUAGUUAAUUGCUUGUGGGUUUUUUUAAAAAAUCUUGCCAGUGGUUCGAAUUUGAAUUUUGAUUAAAUUUAUCCCAUUUUUAUAAUAAUGGUUUUAUGGCAAGUGAUUGUUCAUUAUGCUGUAGCUUUUCAUAAAUUUUCUUAAUAAACAAAUCGUCCUGGAAAUUUGACAAUCAUUGGUUAAACUGAUUUGCUGCUAUUUAGACUUUGAAGGAAGCAAAGUUUGUGAAAAAGGUCACUUUUUUGCUAAAAUAUUAUUCUAAUUAAUAUUCACAUAUAUAUCUUUCACUGUUUUUAAUUUAAAAAAAGUUUUCAGAGAAUAAAUUGUCUGUCUGUGCAUUUUCUAGACUUUUUUCGUAACGAGGCUUGUUUGCUUCGGAGGUGUUACGAUCCAGAUUGAACUCGUUAUGUUUUAGCAAGUUUCUUAAAACUUUCCAGUGUUAUUUUUCUCGAGAAGCUAAUUUAAUCUUUUAGCUCUCAAAUCAAGUAAAAGAAUUGAUUGCUUUUAGUGAAAAGUUGAUAUUAUAUUUACGGUGAACAUAUCUGUGAAAGGUGUUUUUUUAGUCUUUUAGGUUUUUUUGAGGCUGCUAUAUUUGGAUAGUGCAUAGAAUAAUCAUAAGCAGAGCAUGAGCACUCUUGAAGUUAGGGGCCCUCCUCUUAGAGGGUAUCGACGGAGGAAGGCAGUGUUGGAUCUAAAUGUUCCUCCCAGUGAAUUAAGGGAACAGGAGGGUACUUCGCAACAGGCUGGCCCUGAGGAAGUCUCUAGCCAGCCUGUACAGCCUGCGCCACCUGCCACUAUUGAUGUUGAGGCUAUUGAUGAUGAUGUAAUUGAAUCUUCUGCUAGAGCAUUCGCUGAGGCUAAAAAAAAUUCAAGGAGGAUCUAUGGAAGGACUGUUGUUGAUGUAGAUUCAGGACGGCUGGCUAGGUCAACUAAUAAUAAUCAGAACAAGCGCAGAAGACUUCCUCCGAGCCCAACAGUUAUCAAUUGUGAUCAUUAUAUCAAUUUGGAAAGCACGCCACAGUCUAUUGUUGAGGAAACUAUAAAGCCGCAACCACCUCCAAAGGAACCAACCUUCAAUUGUCCAAUUUGCAUGGGUUCAUUAACCGAGGAGAUGUCAACAAGGUGUGGGCACAUUUUCUGCAAGGCAUGCAUUAAAGCUGCAAUAGCUGCACAGGGAAAAUGCCCAACCUGUAGGAAAAGAGUCACUGUGAAGGAACUAAUUAGGGUCUUCCUUCCAUCAGCCAGUUGAAUAUGAGCUUCAUGCCAACUAGUAACGGAUAAUACAAACUGCCCUUGAAAAGAGAAAGAAUCAACAGAUUUGGUGUCAGUGGAACUAUUUUUUGAAUUUUGGAAUUUCUAACGUGCAUGUUUAAAACAAUGUUUCCAUGGACUAUCUUUUUGAUUAGUUAUCUGAGCGGGCUUUUUUGCUUUCAAAUAUGUAUGCAAAUCUGCCAGUUGAUAA
This is a messenger RNA of Durio zibethinus, 1884 nucleotides long. The record is from RefSeq and is a predicted model, not a curated record. NCBI's taxonomy places the organism in Eukaryota, Viridiplantae, Streptophyta, Magnoliopsida, Malvales, Malvaceae.